UAUGUUCAAUUUCUUUUAUAUCAACUGUUUUUUUUUUUUUCAAAACCCAAGUUUGACACUUUUGUGCAAAGUACCUUUUAGGAUCAUUGAAUUCCCAGUUUCCGCUUUCUCGUCUCUCCGAACUCGUGUAUCGUUCCUUCAUUCACGUAACUUUUCGAAUAAUCACAGAGUGUAGGACGACUCCAGACGGUUAAUUACCAGCUCUCUUGGUCUAACUAUAUACGAGCUAUCUAGACUUGCGCGCCUCGCGAGAAGCAACCGGACGUUCAGAUCGAAGCUGCUCUCUGUCGAGGCGACCUCCUCGCUCCACAUACUCGCCGCGUGCGGAAUCUCAAGUUUCGGAGUCUAGGAACCGAAUUUAUAGACGUACCGGCCGGACGUGGAGCUACUAGUCGCUCUAGAUUUCCGUGAGAGCAACCCUCUCUAAAAUUUUUCGGACAAAUUUGUUUUUUUUUUUGGAAAACGCUCUUUUCCUCUCGGUUCGAAACAAUUGUUCAUGAUCUUUCGGAUUUGGCUAUUGUGUAACUUUGGAAAUCGAUUUGCCUAUUCCGUACGCGCGCGUAUCUACUGACGAUCGUCGGAUUGAUAUGUAUAUCGUUACAUGUUAAUGUUAUUUUAUGACAAAAAAAAAGCUACGCAACGACACAUCGUCGAAUCAACACAUCGUUCGUACGACUGCGCGGAACUGAGUCUCAGGUGUAUUAUCGAAAAUUCGAAAUCGCUCUAGGUGAGAAUUCGAGAUAGAGACGUUACUUGCGCGCACUAUAGUUGAACGCAACUGCUACCUGUUACCUUUCGCGGAUGCUCGAGUCCAGAUGUAUCUAUACCUAGAACGAAUGUGGCUCAUCGAUUCGUACGUACUUGAUGCCUCGAUGUUACCAUCGAAUGUUAAGAGAGUUUAUAAAAAUAAACGAUUAAAUAUUCGCGCGUAAUAUGGAUAAAUUGAACGUAGAUUGAGAACGAUGCGAUUAUUAAUAAAAAAAAAUAUUAUAAUUAAAAGUCGAUUGUUCUCAUUUUUAUCCGCCUGACUUUAUCGAUGAUUACAGAACAUCUCGUAAUUGUAUAAUACAACCAGAUUAGAAUGUAGCGUGUCGGAAACGGAAAGAGAGAGAUGUGCAAUAAUUGUUCUGUGUGUUUAAAAGUUGUUGCGUAAUUAAUUUCGAUUCGAAAAUUCUUUUUUAUAUUAUUCAAAGAAAUCGGUAUCUACAUCAAUCAGAUACAUCGCAUAUAUCGGCAACGUGACUGAUGAUAUAAUUCAUUUAGAAAAAAAUAGAAAGAGGGGUGACUCGCGACAAGGGUACGGCUUCCCUCAGUUGCGUUUGAACGGAGCGUGGUGUCACGGCGACUUUUUUUAUUUAGAGAAAAACGUGUAAUGUAAUUUCACACAGAUACACACACACACACACACAUACACAGAUAGAACGACCCUCACCCUAGAGACAAUUGUUCGAAGAAAACAUUUUUCAAAUGUCAUUGAGAAUUAUUAAAGAAUGUGAAACAUUAUUUUAAACACUAUAAAUAGCGAAACUUUUUCCGAGAUGAAAUUCUACGAUGUCGUUUGAAGGGCAGCUACAGAAAACUCGGAAAACUCUUGUCACACGAGUUUGUUUUUUUUUUUCAAGUGCAUUAUUCGAAGAAAGAAAAAUCGAUAAUGAAUGUAAAGCUACACUUUUAAAGGUGAGUAUACACGUAGCAAAUACGAACACAUUUGAUUAGCCGAAGAACAGAUCAAUGCGAUUGGUAAAUUUUGCGCUUGUUCGCCUCGUAGCACGUAUCUAGCUUAAGAUGAACUUUGACAUUCGCCCUGUAAUCGUAAAAAUUGGAACAUCGCGAGGGUGCGAGGAGAUGCGCGUAUCUCGUGUUGAAUGUCGAAGUGGCGCUUGUCACGCGAUUUAAUAAACGCCAUCGAAAUUAAUGGCCGCGAGAGCGGAUGGGACUUUCGUGAAGGAUGCCUUUCGUGCUAAACGACGCUUUGGCGCUUUGCGUGACGUCACUCAAGUCGAACGGCGAAUACUAAUCAUUGCGCGUAAUUUGCGAAAUGAUAAACAAUGAUGGCAAAUGAUAUGCUGAUCAGAACUUUAUUCGUGCUGAGCGUUAUUCCGUUGACUUUAAGCACGCGCGAACAAUUUCUGUGUUUUAAAAACAGCACGUUAUUGGAAACCGCGGGCGACGCUAUUUUAACCGUUUUUGUGGACGCCAAUUAUGGACAGUAUUGCAAUAUAUCGUCUGCUGAGGGUUUCCAGCAAGUUUUAACUGCGCUACACGUGGUGCGAACUUUGAAUAAGUACGACUACGUACCAGAUGUAAAGUUGGGAUUAAGAAUUGUUGACACGUGUCACGACGAAGUUACAAUAUUUCGACAAAUCUUGCAAGUAGCGAGCGAGUAUAAUUGCGACUACGAGCUGGGACUGGUCGUAUCGUCUCGAUAUAAUUCCGUAGCAGAUCCUUUUCGCAAUUAUGGAGGUCUGCUUAUCAAUACUUACGAAAAACAGAAUUUCAUAGAACCCGCGAUCGAAAUUCUGGUGCAUUAUCUGAGCACCAGAUACGAAAUCGUCGAUUUGGUUCUCGCUGCCACGAAUUCCGUUCGCGAUCGUUUCCUGGAGAUUACGAGAAACGCCGGUGUGUGCGUGAAGCGGCAUAAUGAAUAUUUUACCGAUAACAUGGAUGCAAAUGUCACGGUGCUGAUAGUCAUGAUUGGCGAGCGAAAUGACAUAGAACGAUGGUUGAGCGAGAAUGGGAAAUCAACGACUUCCAAAAAAACAUUGAUUCUGCUGCCGCUCGACGUGUUAAAUAUUUCAGAUCUUAUACCCUCCGGAUCGUACGUUAUUAAACCAGAAACUCCUGACUUUGAUUUCGAGAAAUUCACAAACGUGGACGAAUUUAUGAAGAACUCCGAGGAUUCGGCAUACCACUCUCCCUAUCUUCUCAGUAUUGGCAAAGCUAUAGUCGGCUUGGUGGAAGUUUCGUCGAGCGUCCGGGAGAGAAAUUGUUCCAUUGACAAUUGCGAUGACGACCAGAAUUGUGCGGCGACGCAGUUCCGUUCGGAAUCAACGCGGGAAAUUCGCGAGUCCGAUGUCUACGAGACUCUGCGCGUGCAACCAAAAUCGCAUUCGAUAAAAUACGUGGUUGCUAUGAAGACGCAACAUGAACUCGUCGAUGUUGCUCUUUAUGGAAUUGAAAUGUCCGAGUUGCGCGUUUUCUCGGACAAAAUGAUAUCUAGAAUGCCCGGGCUCUGUCUGGAGAAUCUCGUUGGGAAUUGCGAAAAUUGUACGAAUUUUCAAAAACGCGCAGACGAGCGUGAUGUUACCGAAGGAGACAUCAUUAGCAAAAGUGUCCUGAAAAGCAGCCUGUACGUUCCUGUUUUCCUGAUUGCUAUUGUGUGCGGCACGAUCGUAUGCUGCAUCAUCUUGAUUUUCAUCAUUUAUCGUUUCGUGACCGAUGAUAUCCUCGACGGCAAUCCGACUCUGACGAUCAUCCUCGUCCUGAUGAAUAUGUUCACUUUGCUAACAGCGUUGCCCUUCUGCAUGACGGACGAUUAUUUCGACGCGGAAAGUAUAAACGCUCAAAAGAUCCUUCUGACUACUCUCGCGUUUGGCUUCACAUUUUCGAUCGUGCUUUCGAGAACGCUGUUCAUGGCCUUGUCUACGAGUGGUGUUCUCAUCGCUCAUAUUAACGGAUACUUGCUGAGUCUCAUGGUGUUCUUCAUGUCCGGCGUGCAGAUCGCCAUAUCGAUCAUGUUUUUCAUUCUGAACACCGUGAAUUCGGCUGUGAUCGUUAGAAGCUCUACUUUUAUCGCGUUAUUAGGAUACGACAUGUUCCUUUUAAUCGCGCUAUUUAUCGCUUCCUUCUUCACUACUAAAAUACAGCGCAAUUAUAACGAGGGAAAGUGUUUUCUCGGAACUGCUGGCGGUUUGUUGGUACUAUGGACGACAUGGCUGAUUUGCUUCGUGUCGAUGCAGCCGGAGAAUCGCGAUGUUAUCGUUUCUUUCGGCAUAAUUGGCACCGCUUAUUUGAUUAUUUUUGGCAUCUUUAUACCAAGAAUCUAUUAUAUGAUUACGCUUCUGCCCGCGAGAAAAGAUCUCGAAAGCAAUAUCGGCCAUUCACCGGCUAAUUCGAUUGUCAACACGAUUGUUAGACAGUCGCGUACUUCUCACGUUUGUCCUACUCGGGAAAAUCAGAUUCUACAAAUGUCACCAAUGUAUCCAAACUAUUACGGGAGUCCAAAUCUGAGAUCGAAACACAUCGUUCGAUGCAGAAAUUCGAAUCACCACGAAAUGUCUGACUACGGAUUUCAGGCGGAAAUGAAAGAGAUUAACGCUGAUUACGACAUACCGCAAAUUUCUAUUGAAGAAGCAGAGUCUUCAAGAAACGUCAAAAUAGCACCAAAUGAUGUUGUAUACGCGCAGCCAAGGAUAUACACCUCGCAAAGAAUAGUUUUGGUGGAAAAUAAAAAUACAGAAAAUAUCCGCAGUAGAGAUAAUUCGUCACCCACUUCUAUAUCACACAGAAUGUAUCCCAUGAGAUACGCCAGUCCAGCGAAUGUUGUGAGAGAGCAAAGGAUCGAUGAAGAGAAUGAAGAUGAAGAAGAGGAAGAUGAUGAGGAUCGGGAAGAUCAAGAGAUCAAAAACGUCGUGAGAGUCACACGUUUUUAACAAAUUAAUGUACUCGAGUCAUCAUCUUCCUGUUUGACAUUGUGCACAGACUUGUAAAUUUUCUGCAAACUAAAUAA
This is a messenger RNA of Pseudomyrmex gracilis, 4729 nucleotides long. RefSeq names its product protein bride of sevenless (gene boss). The transcript is spliced from 9 exons. Gene Ontology annotation, biological process: G protein-coupled receptor signaling pathway. Gene Ontology annotation, cellular component: membrane. Lineage: Eukaryota; Metazoa; Arthropoda; Insecta; Hymenoptera; Formicidae. The record is from RefSeq and is a predicted model, not a curated record. Bases 2049 to 4652 code for a protein of 867 amino acids. Gene Ontology annotation, molecular function: adenylate cyclase inhibiting G protein-coupled glutamate receptor activity.